Messenger RNA from Linum trigynum, 2019 nucleotides. Lineage: Eukaryota; Viridiplantae; Streptophyta; Magnoliopsida; Malpighiales; Linaceae. The record is from the annotation of a GenBank genome assembly.
UUUGAUCGAAGCAAAAUGCAGAAAAACAGAGGGUCACUAAAGACGGAGAUAUAAUAAUGAUGUUUUCUUUGCGAAGCUACGCUCUUUCGACGGCUGACUGGGAAGAGAGAUCCUUUCCAGGUUUUCGGCCAAUUGUGUGUUCCGAAUUGCAGAUUAUGUUAGUGUUGAUGAAAGAUUCAUCCGAAUUGCAGAUUCAUUCAAUUGUGUGUUCAAAUAUUUGAACUGCUAAUUAGAAAGCCCUUUAUUGACUGUAUCUCCAGAGUUACAAGCUGGAAGAUAUGAAACAUGGGAAAACAGAGCUGCAAAUUAGUUCAAGUACUUGAUUCCAUUCAAAACCCGAGUAAAAAAGGUCUUAUUUGGUUCUUCUUAUUAGUUUGUGUUUAGGAUUAUUAUUAUUAUUAUGUCUUGUUUAGGAAGUAAUCAUUUGCUUAUUGGUUUAGGAUUUAUUUACCUUGUCUUAAGGGGAAGGAGUUUGUAGUUGUAGGAUUAGUCCUAUAAAUAUGUACAUUUGCUCUUCUAUUUUCAUUCAAGUAAUAAAGUUCACUAUCUAUUUUUAAAUUAGCUCUCUUUUAUAAUCCGAUCAGGCUGCCCCAAUCCCCUUACCGGCUCCCGAAAAGUUUCAACGAUGGCGGCUUCUUCCCCUGCCAACUCCAACUCCAACGACUAUGUGUCAAUGGAUUCGCUUGCAGAUUUCUUAAGGUUCAAGAAAGGUCCCGUUAGAGGCACCGGCGAGUUGCAGACGGCCAUUGUCAGUUACCGGAAGCAGUCCCCUGAGUCUACCAUCAGCUCUUCUCUUCAGGUUGAUUUGGUUUCCGCCAUCCACAUUGCUGACAAAGAGUAUUACUCGACCCUCCAGAAGGAGCUUGAGUCUUAUGACUGUGUCCUCUAUGAAAUGGUGACAAAAGGGAAGAAAGAAAACCCAGAAACUGCCACAAGGCUGCGGCUGAUUUUGAGAACAAUGCACAGCUGGUUCGACCGUAUACUUAUAGAUUUCGGUCGCCGCCUAAUGGAACCAAUUCUCUCCCUUGAUGACCAAGUAAAGUGUCUCAAUUACGAGGCGGAGAACUGGUAUCAUGCUGAUCUCGAUAACGAGACAUUCACACGACUUCAGUAUGAAAGGGGUGAGAGCGUCUGGACAUAUGCGAUCCCCAAGUCGAAAGGUAAGCUGCUGAUCUGGGCGGCGUUUCUUCUGCUUCCGACAUCCGUCGCGAUUGCUGCAAUUCGUCUCUGCACUGGGAGGAGUCCAGCUCCGUACUUCACUGAACUAGCAGGUGCACUCUCUCGGCUCGAUUCCGAUGCUGCCAUGAAGGUCUCUUUUGCCAACCUACUCACAUCUGAGUUCGUUCAGAAGACGGUUGAUGAGGAAGAGAAGUCGGUGGUGAUCGGAGAAAGGAACAGAGUAGCCAUUGAAGCACUGAAGAGAGCCAUGGAUGAAAAGGGUCAUCACAACAGCAAGAUCGCCAUUUUCUAUGGAGCCGCUCACAUGCGGGAUCUGGGAAGGCGGCUGAAGGAGGAAUUCGAUUUGGUGCCUUCGGGACAACACCGGUGGAUGACCGCCUGGUCAGUAGAGAAAGCUUCAGGGUGGACAUUGCACCGUUGCCUGAAUCUGGCAUUGCUCUGCACCUGGUUCUCACCGAUCCUUUCUAAGGAUCUCCUGUUCUGGAAGAGAGUAUUCGGUCGAUUUCAUAUCCAGAAGUCCAGAAUUGCAGAUUAUGUUAGUCGAUGCCUUGUGUGAGAAUAAUCCAGCACCUCGCCUUCUUCUUUUACUUCCUCUCGUAGAUUCUUGUUUAUGAUCGAUCACAAUUCACAACUGUAAUGCACUUAUUUCAGGAUCCCUGUUGAUAAAAAUUUUGAAAGGCGUUUUAUGAUUGAUAUGUAGCAUUACAUGCUGGAAGAUAUGAACACUUGGGCAAACAGAGCAGAGAACUAGAGAAACUAUAUUAAGUCUUGCAAAGUUGGCGUCUUUCCACGAUUUGUCUGCCGCUAGAAGUCUUUCCACAAUUAAGCAGAGGCUCUGUU